AUGCACAUUCUCACAGAAAACAAUACAAAGAAGGCCGGCAAGGCGCAGAAGAACGUCCGUGCCACGGACAAGAAGAAGAAGAAGCGCAGGAGGAAGGAGAGCUUCAGCAUCUACAUCUACAAAGUCCUGAAGCAGGUAUAUCCCGACACGGGCGUUUCCAGCAAGGCCAUGUCCAUCAUGAACAGCUUCGUGAACGACAUCUUCGAGCGCAUCGCUGCCGAGUCCUCGCGCCUGGCGCACUACAACAAGCGGUCGACCAUCACCAGUCUAAUUACACUUGAAGGUAAAUUAGACAACAGGAGUCCUAGAAUAUCGAAAGUAAGAACAUUUUACCAAAUGGUCGUAAAGGACUUCAAGGACAUUAAAAAUAAAAAUCCAGAUGCGCAGAAGAACGUCCGUGCCACGGACAAGAAGAAGAAGAAGCGCAGGAGGAAGGAGAGCUUCAGCAUCUACAUCUACAAAGUCCUGAAGCAGGUAUAUCCCGACACGGGCGUUUCCAGCAAGGCCAUGUCCAUCAUGAACAGCUUCGUGAACGACAUCUUCGAGCGCAUCGCUGCCGAGUCCUCGCGCCUGGCGCACUACAACAAGCGGUCGACCAUCACCAGUAGGGAGAUACAGACCGCCGUGCGCCUGCUGCUGCCCGGCGAGCUGGCCAAGCACGCCGUGUCCGAAGGUACCAAGGCCGUUACCAAGUACACGAGCUCCAAGUAAGCUGCGGUUCGACC
This is a messenger RNA of Ornithodoros turicata, 725 nucleotides long. Its product is annotated as histone H2B type W-T-like. The record is from RefSeq and is a predicted model, not a curated record. The transcript is spliced from 3 exons. Gene Ontology annotation, cellular component: nucleosome. The coding region runs from base 1 to 711 and encodes 236 amino acids. Lineage: Eukaryota; Metazoa; Arthropoda; Arachnida; Ixodida; Argasidae. Gene Ontology annotation, molecular function: protein heterodimerization activity; structural constituent of chromatin; DNA binding.